AUGGCCUCCCUACCAGACAAGGACGAAUUUAUCGCAUCUCUGUCACCAAGCAUAGAGGCUGUUGGCGAUUGCUCGAUCUGCUACGAGAAUGAACGGAACUUCAACACUUCCAUCAUCACCCCAUGCCGCCACAACUUCUGCGCCGAGUGCCUCAAGACGUGGCUCGAAACUAGUAAUACCUGCCCUUGCUGCCGCGCGGAGCUGUGUCAGAAAGAGCUCGAGGACUCCGACGACGAUGAAGACGAUGUGAUAGACGGAGAAGAUAGAAACGCAGCCGCCGAACGAGACGAACUGAUCCGACACGGCUUCGGAACUUUCAACUACCCAGAAGAGGCGUACGAACGGAUGCUUCAGAUCUUCCAAGACCACUUCGCUACUGCCACUGAUCCUUAUCAAGCGACUGUCCUACGUAUCUCGGUGGAGGACGGAGAUGAGAGGACAGUCGGCAUUCACGACUCCAUCAUAGCCCUGACAACGAGAAACGACUGGAUCUGGCAGGUAACAACAGCACCAACGUUCAUCGGACAGAGCAAUGUCUGCUUCGAUAUCCUCACGGUGAGUCAAACAUCCUGCCACCACAAUUUCUGCUGGCAUUGCAUCACUGAACGUUCCAAACUCAAAAACACUUGCCCGGCCUGUCGUGAGGUACUCUUUCAGCAGGAAGUAUCUGCAGCAGAAGACGAUUUUGAGGACAGUGACGACGAGGAAGUAGACUCGUACGGGGAGACAGCCAAGGACCGCAACGCAGCCCGCCGCUCCGGCUACGAUACCCACGACUAUACCCGAGAAGAAUACGAUCGACUGCUGCGUCUCUUUCAAGACCACAUCAAGAUCUCAUCCCAGCCCGAUGCUGCACAAGCACUAGUCAUUCCGUAUCAAGGACAAACGCCAUCCUGGGAAAGGGUAGAUAUUGCAGGCAUUGUCACUCAAACGAGCGAUGGGCGAUUUACUAUCGACGAGAAGCAAGUACGAUGCGUUAUAAGGCACAAAGCCAAAAUCGCGGGCCAGGACAUAUGGACGGCGAGGUUCGAGUAG
This is a messenger RNA of Fulvia fulva, 1035 nucleotides long. RefSeq lists its product as uncharacterized. The transcript has 4 exons. Lineage: Eukaryota; Fungi; Ascomycota; Dothideomycetes; Mycosphaerellales; Mycosphaerellaceae. The record is from RefSeq and is a predicted model, not a curated record. The coding region runs from base 1 to 1035 and encodes 344 amino acids.